CAACCAACCCUCAGUGACGACUCCAGAAAGACCUGCGCGGCGCCGGGGAGGGGGCGGGGCCGGCCCAGUGGGCGGAGCUUCAAGUCAUCCCAGCCAUUAGGAACGAAGGGGGCGGGGCGGUGGCGGCGUCGCACGUCCGGUAGUGGGCGGGGCUCUGUUGCCAGAGUAACUGGGCGUCCUCGGGAAGGCGGUGUCCGCCCGCGGCCGAGGUCCCUGCCGCCUGCGCUGCCCGAGACGAUGAAUCAUGAUGAAAGAUUCGUUUUCAUUGCAGAGUGGUAUGAUCCAAAUGCUUCACUUUUUCGACGUUAUGAACUUUUAUUUUACCCAGGGGAUGGGUCUGUUGAAAUGCAUGAUGUGAAGAAUCACCGCACCUUUUUAAAGCGGACCAAAUACGAUGAUCUUCAUUUGGAGGAUUUAUUUAUAGGCAACAAAGUGAAUGUCUUUUCUCGACAGCUGGUGUUGAUUGACUAUGGGGAUCAAUACACAGCUCGCCAACUGGGCAGCAGGAAAGAAAAAACGUUGGCUCUGAUUAAACCCGAUGCAGUAUCGAAAGCUGGAGAAAUAAUUGAAAUGAUAAACAAAGCUGGGUUUACUAUAACCAAACUCAAAAUGAUGAUGCUUUCAAGGAAAGAAGCAAUGGAUUUUCAUGUAGACCAUCAAUCAAGGCCCUUUUUAAAUGAGCUGAUCCAGUUUAUUACAAGUGGUCCUGUCAUCGCCGUGGAGGUUUUGAGAGAGGAUGCUGUAUGUGAAUGGAAAAGACUGCUUGGACCCGCGAACUCCGGGAUGGCUCGUACGGAUGCUCCUGAAAGCCUGAGAGCUCUCUUUGGAACCGAUGGCAUAAGAAAUGCAGUUCAUGGCCCUGAUUCUUUUGCUUCAGCUGCCAGGGAAAUGGAGUUAUUUUUUCCUUCAAGCGGAGUUUGUGGACCAGCAAACACUGCUAAAUUUACAAAUUGUACCUGUUGCAUUAUUAAGCCCCAUGCCAUCAGUGAAGGAUUGCUGGGAAAGAUCCUCAUGGCUAUCCGGGAUGCAGGUUUUGAAAUCUCAGCUAUGCAGAUGUUCAGCAUGGAUCGAGUUAAUGUCGAAGAGUUUUAUGAAGUUUAUAAAGGAGUGGUGUCUGAGUAUAACGAGAUGGUGACAGAAGUGUGUUCCGGCCCUUGCGUCGCAAUGGAGAUUCAACAGAGUAAUCCUGCAAAGACAUUUCGAGAAUUCUGUGGACCUGCUGAUCCUUGUAUCUUUGAUGGAUGUUCCUCACCUCCUGGUCUAGAUACUCCAGUUAGAGGACCUGUGUUACACCUUGUUGCUGUCUCCAGAACCAGAAAAAUGCUCGAACACAGAGUGCUUCCUCAGCCUCGGAAAUUGCCCGGCAUUUACGCCCUGGAACCCUCCGAGCCAUCUUUGGUAAAACUAAGAUCCAGAAUGCCGUUCACUGUACCGAUCUACCAGAGGACGGCCUCUUAGAGGUCCAGUACUUCUUCAAGAUCCUGGACAACUCGGAGUAGAGAAAAGCAAAGAAGUCACAGCCGGAGCAGUAGGACAAGAGUGAGUCACACACGUGCGGAGUGUGUUCAUUCUUUUAUUGUCCGUUGUUUGAACCUGACCGCAUACAAGAUCAAGAAGAGCACUGUACUCCUGGCAAUUAUUGUACAUGUUAGAACAUGGAUUUUGCAGACAACAUUUAACACCAGUCUAGGGGGUACUGCAUUGCUUUUUAUAAAGUCCAAAAUAAAGAUUUAUUUUCAAA
Molecule: messenger RNA, 1741 nt
Organism: Mustela erminea (ermine)
Lineage: Eukaryota; Metazoa; Chordata; Mammalia; Carnivora; Mustelidae
Gene: NME7
Product: NME/NM23 family member 7
Exons: 13
Coding region: 238-1458 (406 amino acids)
Biological process (GO): UTP biosynthetic process; CTP biosynthetic process; GTP biosynthetic process
Cellular component (GO): centrosome
Molecular function (GO): ATP binding; nucleoside diphosphate kinase activity
Source: RefSeq, a predicted model, not a curated record